AUGAGUGACUUUACCGAAACUAAUCGCAAACACUUCGACAAAGUCGCCUCCAACCACCAAAACGACUUUGGCGAACUCAUCGCCGCAAUAAUAACCGAGCUCCAAUCUCGGCGCGAGUGGAUCAGUCCGAAGCUUGCUGGCGAGCCGAAACAUGAAGAUGGUAUCAAGGAAGCGGAUGAGGUCCGUUUGCUGGAUUACGCUUGCGGUUCUGGAACAGUCUCCAAGGCGCUAGCCCCAUACACAACCCGCAGCAUCGGCCUGGACCUCUCCGCAAAUAUGGUGAACGAAUACAACAAGACCGCGAGGGAGAUGGGAUAUGGCGCAGAGCGUAUGCAAGCGCAUCGCUGGGACCUGCUUUCAGACUCGACUGCCUCGAGCGCUCCCAGCGACUUUCUUGCCCAAGAAUCAUAUGAUAUCGUCGCAACGGCUAUGGCCCUGCACCACGUCGCUGACCCCGCGAAACUCCUUUCCCGUCUGUCGGAGCUGCUCAACCCAGGCGGCGUUUGCGUUGUGGUUGAUAUGGUUCCGGAAUCCGAGUCGGCCUCUACCGGUGAAGUUGAGAACGUAUUCGAAACUAUAGAGACCCUUGACCCUUCGAAGCGUGGUGUUUUGGACACCAUCGGCAAGCAGGGCUUUACCGAGGCUGAAAUGAGGAGCAUGUACGAGGGUGCCGGGAUGUGGAGGAGGUUCGAGUAUGUGGUUCUGCCGGAGAAAUUGCGCUUUGCGCUUUUUGGACGGCGCUUUGCGUUUCCUGGUUUCGUUGCUCGUGGGGCGAAAGAGACAUGGCGGGCGAACUUCGGACGCCAGUCUUCAUGUCGGGUGAACGAUAAUGAUAGGCCAGUCGGUAUUUGA
Messenger RNA from Aspergillus mulundensis, 852 nucleotides. RefSeq names its product class I SAM-dependent methyltransferase. The record is from RefSeq and is a predicted model, not a curated record. The coding region runs from base 1 to 852 and encodes 283 amino acids. The transcript has 4 exons. Lineage: Eukaryota; Fungi; Ascomycota; Eurotiomycetes; Eurotiales; Aspergillaceae.